This is a messenger RNA of Motacilla alba alba, 4862 nucleotides long. It is a transcript of the gene CZH9orf40, whose product is annotated as chromosome Z C9orf40 homolog. Bases 125 to 685 code for a protein of 186 amino acids. Lineage: Eukaryota; Metazoa; Chordata; Aves; Passeriformes; Motacillidae. The record is from RefSeq and is a predicted model, not a curated record. The transcript has 3 exons.
UCUCCGCUCCUCCCUUCACGUGCGGGGUCAGGGGCUGGUUCUGUGGUCGCUUCCCGCCGGCUCCUCCCGUCAGCCAGUGCGGCGGGGAGCCCCGCCCCUGGCGGCGGCGCCGAGCGUGCCGCUCAUGCGCGCUGCGGCGCGCGCCCGCCGCGCAUGCGCGGGCGGGGCACACGAGUCCCGCGGAGCAGCCGGCGCGCGGCCUCUCAUGGCCAAGCGGCGCGCGGAGCCGCUGAUGUGCCACGUGCCCGUGAAGCGGCUGCUGCGCGAGCCGGCGCUGCCCCGCGCGGGCGAGCGGCGGCCCCGGGCAGAGCCGGGCUGCGCGGGCCCGGCUGCGCUCAAGCGCCCGCUGGAGGAGGCGGAGGCGCCGCCGGGAAAGCGGCUCGGGCCCGGCGCCCCCCGUGCGCAGCCGGGGGACGCGGGCGGCGGGCGGCGGCGGCGCGGCGGGACUGUGGCGCCCCAGGACGCGCCGGCGGCGGAGGGACGCGCGGGCGGCCGGGGCAAAGAGCGGGCCGCCGCCGCCGAGCAAGAAGAAGAAGAAUUCUGUCAAUAUAACUCGUUCCUGUACUGGAGAGCACCACUGCCUGCUAUUGAUUUGUCUGAUAUUCAGAACCUAGAUGAAGAGACUCCAUCGGGUGCUAAAACUGCUGCAAGGGCUGAUACUGCAGAGACCGAAAUGGAAACCUGAUCAGUUGUUUCAUAGCUGUGCAUCUGUUCCCAGGAAACUUGUUUCCAUUGAGAUUUGGGUUUUGUUCCUUGGUGAAUAAUAAGCAUGCUUAUCUGGUCUUGGAGGAACUGUUGUGGCAGUCUUUAGAAGCAAAUCUGAGUUGCCUUAGUGGAUGGGAUAAACAAUAUUGGGUACAUAACAGGAAGCUGUCUGAAGGUGUGCAGUAAGGAGGACCCAGCAGUGUCUAACAAGAAUACUUGAAGACACGGAGGCAGACUAAAAGAAGAAUAUAGAAAAUUAGAACUUUGAGAAGCAAUUAAAAGAAAUGGGGAUAUGUUACAUGUCAAAAGGAAAUGCAAAAUUAUUUUGUCUCUCCUGAACAAAAGAAGUGUGGUACCUGAAAGUUAAGUAUUUAACAUGUGAGUUUAUCAUAAAGCACACAAACUCUUGUGAUUUCUAAUGUGUUUUUUUUUUUUCUGUAUUAUAGCUAAACCAAAAAAUAAGAGUCCAUCAAAAUCGGACAAAACAUUCCCUUUUCUAUGCAAACCAAAAAACAAGUGUGACAGAGAAGGGGAAGGAAAAGGAGCUACUUUCUGCUGAAAGCUGCUGCUGUUCUGAAAGUUUUCACAUUCUCAUGGUGAAAAAGUUUUUUCACCUUCUGUUUUUCACAUUAUGGACAGCAGUGGGCGCCCAGGUUUUUAUGUUUUUGGUUCAUUCUAAAGUUACUGCUGUUCUUAGUCUUUGUGAUGUUGCUUUGAACCAGUUGAUAGCAUCUGAAUGACAGGUUUGGGCAGAUGUGUCAAGAAAAGUUAGUGCAAUAUAAAAUGACCACACACCCUCUUUCAAACUAUACUGAAGGAGGUGUGUUUUUUGCAGAGACUGUGAAUCUUGCAGAAAGUUUUUGCAGAAGUUCAUUCAAAUAGUGGUUUUUGCUGUGAAAUAUGAACUUAAUGUUUGUGAUUUGCAAUUUAUUUACAAAUUGAAGUACAAUUAGAAAGACGUCUUUAAUAAUAGACGGAAGUUGUAUGGGAAGACUUACAUUUUGGAAUACGAUUUGUCUUUAAGGAUAGAAAACAUUGUAUUUUUUCUGUAAUCACUAUGGAAAAAGGCAACUUUUGAAUUUUAUUUUUUUCUAUUAAUGUGUUUGUUAAAGGACAAUAAAGUUUUGCCUGUGUGUAUGUGAAAGCUUUGGCACUAUUACUUUGUGAAGGUCUUAACUUUAUUUCAUAAGCUUGCUGCUUCUGUAUUCUUGUUUUACUAGGUCUUUUUGCUUAAAAUAGUAAGGUUGUCUGCUUCCUUGGUAAACACUUGGAAACUUUUUCUGGAAUUUGUGCUGCAUAGGUAUUUGUUACUUAUUCAUUUAACUUGUUAAGAUCUCUGAAUACCUUCUGAAGAAAGGAGGUGGCUUAGGGACUUAAGCAUUUCACAAUGCCUCUUCCAAUAUCCUUCUACCUUCUGCCAUAUUAGCUGGAUAAUAUUUGGACAAUAUGUAUUUUUCUCAGACAGUUUUAACAUUUUGUUUAAGUUCAAAUACACCAACUUGUCUUAGGAGGUACUUUGAAAAUUUAAAAAAAAAACUUCUUUUCUGGCAAGAAGGCUAUAAAACUGCUAUUUCAUGUUUACUAUUACCAAAAUAAAUUAGUGAAAAAAGUAGAUCUAAUUAUUUCUUGAGGGGUUUGAAUUGGUUAUAUGAUUAGGGGGUUUUGACCCUAUAUAAUACAUGCGUUCCUGUAUUUGUGAGUGUUAUAAUAUUUCAGACCAUCCAGUGUUCUCAGGAUCCAGUAUUUUGCAUUAUUAGCUAGUAUCUUUGCUCUAGCUCUGCUCAUUUAAAAUCUGCUUGGUGCUUCACUCAUGGUAGAUGUAUCCUAGCAAUAGCCUGCAUUUUAUUAUUAAAAUCUGUCAUUCCACUCCUUUCAUGGAACAGAUGAUGUUUUAUUAUGGUCUUUCAAAUACAUGUUUGAUCUACCCCAUAACCAGAUAAAUAAGUUCUUUGCAACGAAUUCAGCUUGAAGUGUGCUGUAAGCCAUAUGUUUACUUCAUUUGCAAUUGUGCUGUAGGCAAGCACUUUCCUCAUAGUUUUUUCCAGUUGUGGACUCUGUUACGGGCUGGAAUGUUAUGGCUACUUUUAGAGUGUUUCCUGAGCUGAUUCAUUUUUUCCAUUCAUCUCUUUGCAAAUAGAGGUAAAUUUAAAAGCCUUGGGAAACUAUUUGAAAUUACUCUUGAGAGUCUGAGUUAUACAAAAGGCUGGAGCAGUAAUGGGGAGUGUUGACAGAUUACAUAACUUUUGCACUAAAGCUGACAAAAGGUAUGGUAAGAAAUUGCAUUUCUCAGUGCCUUGUGUCUCCAGAUGCCAUGUGACACUGAACUACCAAAUUGCUGGUCUUGCCUUCUGACUCCAGUUUUCUAGAUACCUUUCAUUCAAAACUGCAUAUAAACUGUAUGUAAGUGUAAGUUUUAAUUUGUAUAUAUAUUAACAUCAAGUGAAUAGAAAAUGUUCUUUUAAGAUCAAGAAGUGCCAUCACACAUCGAGACAAUUCGGUAGCUGCAUACUGACUGACAGUUUUAAUUUGAUAUGAUUUUAAAUUUCAGAAUAAAAAUUUAUACUUUUUAUAGUUAACUGGGAUUGUAUUCUCUAAAAUAUUUCUCUCUAAAAGGAAAGACCAGUGUUACAAGCUUAAGAACUUGUAAGGGGUAACCACAUCUAGACACCAUCCGGGUUGAUCAGGUGCUGUAUCAGCAAGUUGCACAGCAAGGGUACAGGAAUAAUAGUAAGUCAGAUGUGGGAGUUAAAUAUGUUUCAAAGCAGAUUUAAACAGCAAAGCAGCGUGACCAACAUUUAAUAAAUCUUUUGCAUUAUUCUAAACUAAAGGCCUGUUUUACAUCGUCUGAUUUGUGUUUAUUGAAGGGCUGCAUUAUGUUUAUGGUUCCUAUGAUAGAUAAGCCUCUGGGAGGAGAUUAGAGCUCAGAGCAGAUCAGAAAAGUGAAGAGCUACUGUGAAAAACAGGCUGCAUAAGUGAACGUGUGUUGGGUAAGUAGACUGUGGUAGAAAUAAAGGGGAAAAAAGUGGGGGAUGGAAGGUGGGUGAUCAUGAAGUAACCGAGCCUGUGAGUGCAGGUAUAGUUGGCCAGCAGAUCAAUGACAAGAAUAUUUUCAGCAUUAGCUCCAUCUUCAGCACAGCAACAUUACAGUAAUUUGAAUAUGGUAUCAACUAAAUGUGAUAGGUUUCUCACUGUUUUGACAGUUGCUAGUUGAUUUUUUUCCUGUUGGCCAGGAAUUUAGUGGAGGUUAAAAAAGCAUGCUUGUAUAUAGGAACUUGGAAAAUAUAUAGGAUCCUUCAUAAAGAAGAUAAAAGUGUGCAAAUAUACAUGUUGCUAGGUGAAACUAAAAUAAUUAGUGUCCAGCAUCUGCCAGCAUCUUCUAACCAGAACAGUAGAUUCAUCUGGGGAAAUUAAUGUAUUCUUUUGUGAAAGACUCUGACCUUGACUGUGAGGAGUUAGACUGCACCGACUCACCGUUGUCUGCAGCAAAACUUGUGCUCAAUGCUCAAAGGAGCAUUUCAUAAUAACUAAUGUGCCUGGGCUGGCUUAAUUACUUCUAUGCCUACAGUUAUAACUUUGACACUCUAGGUGGCAAUACACAUUCACAGAAAGUUACCAUGGAUCUGGAGAAUGUUUUGGUCAUGUUUUUAUUCCAGACUGCUACUGAAAAUUCAAGCAGUGACAUCAUGAAUGCUAAUCAUUUCCUUACUUGAUACAUAAAUAAGGGCAGAUCAACUCACAACUCCCCGAUCAUAAGGAGAGACAAGGUUUUCGGCAUAACUAGAGUAAAAACAUUGUGUCAAGGAGUUUUGAUUCAUCUCUUAAUUCUCUCCAAAUCUCUUCAUCCCCCAGAGAACCAAAAAGCAGCCAACCAAACCCAAUUAUCAAUUUAAUACGUGGGAUUUUGUUGUCACUGCUUUGUAUUGCUGUUUCCUUUAGUUAGAACUGGGGAACAAGCUUUAUCAGAUUGUGUGUUGGAUGAAAACCUCAGUUGGGUGUCUGAAGGCUACUUGAAGUGUCUAAUGUGAGGAGUGUCUAAUAUGAGGAAGAGAAAGGACAUGAAAAGCAAGAGAUAUGAUGCACUGUUCCUAACGAGCAUCCAAGAACCGAACUGUCUGCACUGCUGUUGAGGUGACAGCUUAGACACUGGAAAUACAGGA